Messenger RNA from Aricia agestis (brown argus), 2170 nucleotides. RefSeq lists its product as uncharacterized. The transcript has a single exon. The coding region runs from base 557 to 1501 and encodes 314 amino acids. NCBI's taxonomy places the organism in Eukaryota, Metazoa, Arthropoda, Insecta, Lepidoptera, Lycaenidae. The record is from RefSeq and is a predicted model, not a curated record.
GAGUCGUCGUGCAAGUUGCAAGGCAAGUUGCAACUUGCAUGUAAACGCAGCACCAAAAUCACGCCACGUGACGUCACACUCACCUGAUUUCGGGGGAUGCCAAUACGCAUUGCGUUAGCUCCGCCCACUUCGUUAUGGCCGCUUACUAUCGAUCGCCUAUUUGUCUACGCGUAGGGCCGCCAUGUCUUAGCACCCCCGCUCCAACACAGGAACGGCCAAGUGGGAGUCGUUAUUAUUAUUAAUUAUUUUUUUGUAUAAAUAGCCGAAUUUGAAAAUGUAUUAGGACAUUCGCUUUUUAGGGUUCGUUAAUUAAUUUUGUGUCCGUUAAUAGCGAAUAAAUCGAAGUGUUUGUUUUGGCAUCUUUUAUUUAAAAUUUAAAUCAGUAAUUUAGAGUUUUGGCAGUUUUCCUAAAAGUAAUUUAAAUUGAAGUAAAUAGUUUAUUUCUAUUAAAUUAAUAUUAUCGUAAGUAGCUAGGUAGCUCCUAGCUGCUUCACUGGUGACCCCUGACUGCACACGCCCCUUCGGUUCAUCAUCAGCAUCAGCCCAGGUGACCUAAAUGGCGGACCAAGGUAGGACACUUCCGGCUGCACCAACCGCUGCACCAGCCGCUGCACCUGCCGCUGCACCAGCCUCCGCGCCUGCCACUGAACCUGCACCUGCCAAGGACGUGCUGCAAGAAGCAUGCCGUGUUGGAGUACGGACACCUACUUUCAACUCAGAAGACCCUAUGCUAUGGUUUGCACAGUUGGAAGGUCAGUUUGUUUUGUCUAAUAUUACUGCAGACACCACCAAGUUCUACUUCGUCCUGUCUCAACUGGACCCCCAGCAUACCAUGGCAGUUCGGGACCUGGUCGUUUCUCCACCAGCUUCAGGCAAGUACGAGAAGCUGAAGACCGAGCUGAUCAAGAGACUGUCAGCAUCACAGGAGCGGAAGUUGAAGCAGUUCGUCUUGCAUGAGGAGUUGGGCGAUAGAAAACCCUCACAGUUUCUCCGCUACCUGCAGCAACUGGCCGGUCCCACCGUACCUGAGGAUCUCAUACGUACGAUAUGGUCCAGUAGACUACCAACCAACUUGCAAACCGUAGUCGCAUCGCAGGUGAAUAUGAGCCUCGAGAACGUAGCUGAAUUGGCGGACAGGAUCAACGACAUCGUGACAGUGAACGGGCAAGUAGCUGGCGCCAGUGCACCCCCGAUGCCCCCGAUGGUUGAUUUUUCACCUGCUUCGACUUCUACCCAUCAAUCCAUCGAAAUGUUGACCCGGACAGUAGCCGACUUGAGCAGGAGGUUGGAGACAAUGAGCAUGGAGCUCCGUGAACGCCAUCGCUCCCGAUCCAGAGGUCCAUGGAGAUCCCGUUUUCGUUCCCGCUCUCGUUCCCAGUCCAGAGAUCGCUCCUUCUGCUGGUACCACCACCGGUUCGGCGACCGGGCUCUAAAAUGUAUUCAACCCUGCACCUACAAGAAGAAGCCUGGUAACUCGGGAAACACCAUGGGCAGCCAUUAGUGGCGGCGAACGACUGCCUAGCUAUUUCGAGCCGCCUGUUCAUCACGGAUCGCAAAACUAAGGUACAAUACUUAGUAGAUACGGGUUCAGACCUGUGUGUAUUUCCGCGAUCCGCUGUACGGGAGCCACGCAUCAAGACUAAGUACGAGCUGUUCGCUGCAAAUGGAACAGUUAUCGCCACAUAUGGUUAUUUGCCGCUUACUUUAGACUUAGGCCUGCGUCGCGCAUUCACUUGGCGAUUUAUAGUUGCAGACGUCUCCAAGCCCAUCAUCGGCGUCGAUUUCCUAGGUUUCUACAACCUACUUGUCGACUGCCGCAACCAACGCUUAAUCGACGGUGUCACAUCAAUUGCAGUUGCCGCGCCUCGUCUCAAGGCUGCUGAGAAUAUUUCAUCAGUCCGCACAACCCUGGAGAAUACGGACUACGAUAGACUGCUGAGAGAGUUCCCCGAGAUUACUCGCCCUGCUGGUAGACCAGGUACUCCUAAGCACACUACAGUGCAUCAUAUUCGCACUACUCCAGGUCCACCAACGUCCAGCCGCCCCCGUCGUCUCGAUCCUGCGCGGAUGAAAAUCGCAAAACAGGAAUUCGACGAGAUGCUGCUGAGUGGUACAGCGCGCAGAUCAGAGAGCGCUUGGUCUUCGCCUCUUCACCUAGUCCGCAAGAAGG